Molecule: messenger RNA, 1500 nt
Organism: Williopsis jadinii
Lineage: Eukaryota; Fungi; Ascomycota; Saccharomycetes; Phaffomycetales; Wickerhamomycetaceae
Product: class I SAM-dependent methyltransferase
Exons: 1
Coding region: 88-1377 (429 amino acids)
Biological process (GO): mitochondrial respiratory chain complex I assembly
Cellular component (GO): mitochondrion
Molecular function (GO): protein-arginine omega-N symmetric methyltransferase activity
Source: RefSeq, a predicted model, not a curated record
CACGCAAUAACGGCGCUCUUGGCCCAGAAUCGUUGCUAUAAACACAUCACAUCACGGCCUAAUCUACGCGACUGGGAGCUUCACGCCAUGUCAUUGUUACUGCUGAACAUCCCGCGUGCUCUGGGAAGGCGUUGUGUAUCGCCAAAGAGGUUCAAUUCAUCGCUGGUUCCAAAGAAGAACGAGUUACAGGAGCUCAUCACAAAGGUGAUUGGCUUCACGGGCCCGUUGCCCCUGUCACAGUUCAUGAGACAGUGUCUGACACAUCCAACGCUGGGGUACUAUACGUCCAGAGACCCCUUGGGGGCGCAAGGUGACUUUGUCACGUCGCCAGAGAUCUCGCAGAUGUUUGGUGAGCUCAUCGGAGUAUGGUUCUACUCGGUCUGGAAUCAGCAGAGGUGCCCUUCGAACGUCAACAUGGUUGAGUUUGGGCCAGGAAGAGGAACGCUGAUGUAUGACGUUAUGAGCAGCUUCACCAAGCUCGUGAAGAGAAGACACGGCGAUGAUUCCCUGAGCUUGAACCUGAUUAUGGUUGAGGCAUCACAUGUCCUUAGACAGAAGCAGGCGUCGAUACUGGGGGACUCUGACGUGGAUGCCACUGGUGAGUACUGGAAGGGUAAGUCCAGAUUCGGGCUGAACAACUCUAUCACGUGGGUUGAUACGGAGAGGGAUGUCUAUGAGGUUAUAGACAUGAAGAGAGAUACAAACUUCAUCAUUGCCCAUGAGUUUUUCGAUGCGUUGCCUAUAAAUCAGUACCAGAAGACGGAGGAAGGCUGGCGAGAGAUCCUCGUGGACGUACACCCGGAUACAAAGGAAUUUGUUUUGGUGAAACAGGCUAAGCACACGUCUGCCUGUGCUAUUCCAGAGUCUCAGGAACGUUAUAACAACGUUAGCUUGAACACCACCGUGGAGAUAUCGCCAGAGUCCUAUCAAUACUCUAAGGUCAUUGCAGACCUCAUCUCGAUAAAUUCACGGGGAACAGGGGCUGCUCUGAUUGUAGACUAUGGCACUUUGAACGAGGUUCCUGAGAAUACGCUAAGAGGUAUUAAGGAUCACAAGUUCACAAGUCCUUUCAAGGAUCUUGGUGAGGUUGAUCUCUCCGUGGAUGUUGACUUUCAAGCAAUUGCCCAUGCUGCAAGGGACUCUCAUGAGGUGGAAAUCCUAGGUCCUAUUGAACAAGGUGAUUUCCUACAUAACAUGGGCAUCACACAUCGUGUGAAGCAGCUCUGCAAAAGAGCCCAUGAUGAAGCUACAGAGCACAACAUUGAAAAGGCUUACCAUAGAUUAGUAGAUAAGGAUUCAGAGGGCAUGGGUAAGAUCUAUAAGUUUAUGGGGAUUUUACCAAAGGGUUAUACCACAUCAAUGGGAUUCAAUCAAUGAGACUCUCCCCGUUCCACCAUACUCCAGCAGUGCAAUCAGGUUUCUACGAGCCACAGUUCACCUAUUUAUUCAAUAAAUUCAUGUACAUAAGUUACCGUUAUUGACCACAUCCAUUGUUAUCAC